Molecule: messenger RNA, 660 nt
Organism: Helicoverpa armigera (cotton bollworm)
Lineage: Eukaryota; Metazoa; Arthropoda; Insecta; Lepidoptera; Noctuidae
Exons: 4
Coding region: 57-452 (131 amino acids)
Biological process (GO): sensory perception of smell
Cellular component (GO): membrane
Molecular function (GO): odorant binding; olfactory receptor activity
Source: RefSeq, a predicted model, not a curated record
UAAUAUGUAUCUACUUAACUUAGAAUUUUUUUUUUAGUUCAAUUACCGAAUUGGACAUGUUGCUGAAAAACAUCAUAGGAGUGUACUUCUUCGUUGCUACUUUGACAUUAUGCUCGGUUGCAGUCAGACUAAAAAGUGAGGACAUGGGCGUAAUGCAGCUCGUGUCACUGAUACAGUACAUGUGCGGUACUUUAACGCAGCUGUUCUUAUUUUGCCGUUACGGUGACGCAGUUUUACACGAGAGUACAAUGGGAAUGGGCGAAGGGCCUUUUGCAGCCGCGUCCUGGUGCUUGAGCCCUCGUGUCAGACGGGACCUAUCAAUGCUUAGUGCUGGAAUGAUGAGCCAGCGACAUCUGCGCGCUGGGCCGUUCAGCUUUAUCGAUCUGCCUUCGUUUAUACAGGUCGUGCGUGCUGCAUAUAGCUACUACGCAGUGUUGGGCAAAAAAGAGUGAAGAAGUAGGUACAUAUAUGCAUUACCAAGAAUUAUAUAAAAAUAUGCUUAAAUAAAAAUAAAAACAUGUUUGUAAACAAAAUAAUGCAUACAUUAUGUAGGGACAUGUUUGCAUGUAUUACAUUUACUUAACAAUUGAGGUCACAUCGUUGCAGUGUCGAUAAAGAUUAUUACCUAGGUACUGCCAUCAUUUGCACGUCACUAAUGCG